This is a messenger RNA of Ochlerotatus camptorhynchus, 2636 nucleotides long. RefSeq names its product PDZ domain-containing protein GIPC-like protein kermit (gene kermit). The record is from RefSeq and is a predicted model, not a curated record. The transcript is spliced from 5 exons. NCBI's taxonomy places the organism in Eukaryota, Metazoa, Arthropoda, Insecta, Diptera, Culicidae. Bases 1335 to 2390 code for a protein of 351 amino acids. Gene Ontology annotation, molecular function: protein binding.
AGCACCGAGCUGCUCAGAAGUGGCUUUUGGAGUCUACCUAUACCAUAUACAAUUUCAAGUUUCAGCAGUUUUCUUCUCGGAAAACUUUCUCGCCUCGUUCGUUUGUGUGGUGGAGAGCUCUCCGUGGUCGUCGUCGUCGUCGUCGCCGCGGUUUAGUCGGAGAAAGAGCUCUCGAACUCGCUCUCGUGUAUUCUCAUUUCGGUGUGUUUUUCUUUAUUAUUGCUUGGAGUUCAAGUCCAAGAUCUGUAAGCGCGGAUCGGUGGUUCAACAGCAGCAGCAGCCAGUGACCAACUUGUGGAGCAUCCAGUCAGUGCGGAAUUCAUUGAACUUUCUCACUUCCCUCGAUUCACCGUGUGUGUGCAUACGUUCCUACCUAGCAACCUACCAGCCAGCAGAAGGAGCUGGAAGGCGUGAGUGGGGUGGCCAAUAGCGCGCAGUGUGUUCCCGUUGUUCGGGGAAUUGAAAUUGUAAUUGAUUUUAUCUGCCUCGUAAUAUCUCUACAAAGUCAUAGGUUGCACGCGGAGUUUUUUUUCUUCUUCAGGAUUUGGUAAAAUAUGCGUGCUGUACAUUGUGUGUGACCCUAAUUUUUUAUUUCGAAUGCAAACCUGCCGCAGCACAUUGUGCAGUGAUUGUAACUUUCUUUUUUUUUUAGUGAGAUAUCAAUAUCCGAGUGUGCCGUGAAUUGGUGAUGGGUGUUUCGAUCUAGAUCUUGUACAGAAGAUGUGACGUUUGUUUUCUAAAUUGUUUGAUUUCCGUAUUGUUUCGAUUCUCUCUUAUCAAAUUCAAGUGUAAAUAGAUUUUCAGUAAGUCACACUAUUUUGAUACACGACUCUCUUAGUUGAUGGUGUGUUUAUACGGGGUUCUGUUAUCAGCGUGUGUGGAGUGUGUUGGUGAAAGAUAAAAAUACAAGCUCGCAGUUAUCAGCUCGUUUCCACCGUUGUUCUGGAAGAAGAAGGCCUUCGAUCCAAGGAGAGGCCAACUCGGUUGUAGAGUGAGCUUGCCAAGUAAACGAUGAGGUGUUCGGUAUCGUUAUCUGGUUGAAAUUUUCGGAUCGAGUGCGAGUGCAUUAAUUUUUACCGUUUUCCAUCGGAGGAAAAGUAAAGCAAAGGAGAAUAAACCCACCCGAAAAAAAAUCAUCAUCCAAUCCGUAGUGUGUGCUUCUGUGUGUGGGGUACUGACAUAGGCCAUCAUCUGGAAGAAGACCAAACCAAAUAGAGAUUUCUUUGGAUUAAUUUGAAAUUUUUACCGAUUCCUCUCCGGAUCCUCUUUCUCGGAUUCGCCGAUUUCUUGUUUCCCGAUCGUCGAAGGCGCGUGUGCGACCCAUCCGAACCCAAAUGCCUUUGUUCAACAAGAAGAGUGCAAAAAUCUCCAACCCAUCCCCUCCCAUGACGAAAGACCCCCAUCAACUUAGCAGUCACCAGCACCAUUUCUACGAGAACAACAAUAGCUACAACAGCAACGGCAAGAAUCUGGCAGGCAGCACGAUGCCCACGGCGCCCCACAUCGACGAUCUGAACGGCAGCCACGAGAGCAACGUGACCAAGCCGCAGCUCGUGUUCAACUGCCAGCUGGCCCACGGCAGUCCGACCGGGUUCAUCACCGGAUUUGCCAGCGUCAAGGAGCUGUACCAGAAGAUCGCCGAAUGCUACGACUUCGCGAUGGAUGAGAUUCUAUUCUGCACGCUAAACUCGCACAAGGUCGACAUGAGCAACCUGCUGGGCGGUCAGAUCGGUUUGAACGAUUUCAUCUUCGCACACAAGAAAGGCCGACCGAAGGAGGUGGAAAUUGUGAAAUCAGAAGACGCCCUCGGACUCACCAUCACCGACAACGGUGCCGGAUAUGCAUUCAUCAAGCGAAUCAAAAGCGGCAGCGUCAUCGACCGGCUUCCUCACAUACAGGUGGGCGAUCACAUCGAGAAACUGGACGGCAUCAACGUGGUCGGUAAGCGACACUACGAAGUAGCCCGCAUGCUCAAGGACAUCCCCACCGGAGCGACCUUCACGAUUCGAUUGAUCGAACCGAUGAAGAGCGGCUUCCAGGGUAUCGCACCACGCAAGGGAGGUGCCAAGCAGUCGAAGCCAGGCUAUGGCAGUGGAAAGGAGACGCUUAGGUUUAAGGCCAACGGCAAUGCAGCCAUCGAGGACGAGCAUGACGACGUCACACAGCGUGGAAUAGAUGCCAUCAACACAUUGCUAGAUUCGUUCAUGGGAAUCAACGACACCGAACUAGCGACACAAAUCUGGGACCUAGGUAGCAAUAAAACUAACUCAAUGGACUUUGCCGAGGCAAUUGACGCGUCCGACCUGGAAGCAUUCGGAUUCACCGACGACUUUAUCAUCGAACUGUGGGGAGCAGUCACCGACGCCCGACAGGGUCGCCACAGAAGAUAAGUCUGUCGUUUUGUGGUCUACCUGCGUACGUGCGUAUCGAUCCAAAAAAAUAAUAGCAAGAGCCUACCGCCAAGCGUCUAAUGAUAAAAAUUACCACCAAUCAACAGAAUAAAACUUGGAUUCAGUUUUGAACAUGGAACACUUUUCAUUGCUUUCCGGAAGGAUGAUGCACUACUACUAAAACGAUAUGAAUGUAUGCUUAUUUAUGAUAAAAUCCUUCAUCUUCCCUGAUUUCAUCCUAAGAAA